This is a messenger RNA of Nicotiana tabacum (common tobacco), 346 nucleotides long. Its product is annotated as defensin-like protein. The record is from RefSeq and is a predicted model, not a curated record. Gene Ontology annotation, biological process: defense response. NCBI's taxonomy places the organism in Eukaryota, Viridiplantae, Streptophyta, Magnoliopsida, Solanales, Solanaceae.
CUCAUUCAAAGAGACUAUGGCUCGCUCCUUGUGUUUCAUGGCAUUUGCAGUGUUGGCAAUGAUGCUUUUUGUUGCCUAUGAGGUGCAAGCUAGAGAAUGCAAAACAGAAAGCAAUACAUUCCCUGGAUUAUGCAUUACCAAACCACCAUGCAGAAAAGCUUGUAUCAGUGAGGGAUUUACUGAUGGUCAUUGUAGCAAAAUCCUCAGAAGGUGCCUAUGCACUAAGCCAUGUGUGUUUGAUGAGAAGAUGAUCAAAACAGGAGCUGAAACUUUGGCGGAGGAAGCAAAAACUUUGGCUGCAGCUUUGUUCGAAGAAGAGAUAAUGAAUAACUAACUAGAUAUUAGA